Molecule: messenger RNA, 516 nt
Organism: Rangifer tarandus platyrhynchus (Svalbard reindeer)
Lineage: Eukaryota; Metazoa; Chordata; Mammalia; Artiodactyla; Cervidae
Source: the annotation of a GenBank genome assembly
AUGAUGCCCCAGGAAAGCCAGGUGCAGCUAGAGCACCUCUGGGGACAAACAGAGGCCGACGAGGAAGCACACUGGCCAGAGGGCCACUUACCUGUCCGCUCUGGCACCUCCCUCUGGCCCAGCCACAGUCCUGCGAGGGGGGAUGUAGACGGUCCCGUCUGUGGGGCUGAGGAGUGGAGAAGGGGGGCGACGAUCCCAAAGGCGUCCCUGCUGGAGACCACUGCGCAGCGCCACCUCGGCUCGCGGCUGGGGGAGUUCAGCGCGUCCUGUGCGACUCCACUGGAGAGGACGCUGGAGGCUGGUCCCGGGACUUCACCACCCACCUCCUGGCCACUUCGCGGUGGCAAAACCAGUCCCGGAACCCAGUCGGGCAUCCUCGGUGUGGAUGGCCGAGACAGGCGGUGGCACGCAGGGCCCCACUCAUCGCUGCCGCACCAGCCGCAGGACAGGGACUGGAGUCCCGCGGCCGGGCUUCCAGCUGUGCUGGGCGGCACCAGCCCUGGGAACGGGGGCUGA